AUGGAUGGGGUCAGGCAAAACGCCGACAUCCACCGUCUGGAUCACCGGCUCGAGGCUUUGGAGGCACGACUCAAGGCAGCUGCGACGGCGAAUGCGAAUGAACCUCCGCCGAAACACAACAAUCCAACGGAGUCGCCUCAAGUGAACCUUGAAUCAGAGACAGCGAACGACGGCCUUUUAUACCGCAUGGUCAGCGGAGCAAAGGACAGCAUCGAGUCUCUCACCACCCGUUCCUCCGAGCCCUCAUCUCCCUGGGCCCAAUCCACGGUCAGCAGCGCAAUCACUCGUCUGGAUACCGCAUUGGUCCAGUUAGCUGCUCCGUUCCCUCGACCGGGAAAUCAUGUGGCAAACGAGCCGAAAGUCAAUCUUCCAAGGCAUGAAGCAAAGCAAUGCAUAGAUAUUUUUCUGGACUUCAUCCUCCCACAUGCGACUGUCUUUGUCUCGUUCAACUCGAUCGUGGAUCCAGAGUUCCUGAGGGCGCUCCCUCACAUCAUCGAUUCACCAUAUGCCGAUGUCAAGCCGGUUAUGCGGGUGAUUUACCACUGUGCGAUCUAUCUUGGCCAGAGCCUUGCAGCCGACGACCAGCACAGGAAGGCGAGCAAGACGUACUAUACUUGUCUCCAGUCGGUUCCCAAAUGGCUUGAAUCAGCCGAGGGGACGAAGCUGGAUAUUCUUGCAGCCGCCCUCACCACAUGGCUCGCAAUCAACAACUUCGACUACCAUCUGGCGUGGCAGUUCCACCGCGAGGCCUGCCGAUUCGGAGACCUCCUGGACAUUCAUAGUGUAGACUUCAGUCCGCUUGGGACGCCCCAGGAAGAAGCCGACAAGGAGGUCAAGCGCCGGUUGCAUUGGUAUCUGGUCGAAAUUGACUUCCUUUUCAGGCUCUGGUACGACAAGCCCAGGGCGCUUCGAUGUGAUCCGACCCAGGUCAGGCUUCCCGCGGAGAUCUCGCCGGCGACGAAACAGCCCAAACCCCACGACUGCAUUCUGUUUAUUGUCUGGACACGGGCUCUUUACAUCAUAGCUGAUUACUUCAAGGCGCGUGAGACAUUGACGGAGGAAGCGCUCAUCAGCAAUGUGGAUGAUUAUUGCAAUCAGCUCACCGAGUUGGUGGACGAUUGGGACAUGCUCUCCGUAGCGAGGUCGCCCAAGGUAAAUAUGGUCCAGUCGUGGUUAUACGCGGAGUCAACCAUCGCUUUCCACAGCAUGAUCAUAUAUAUGCGGCGAAAGGCGUCUGCGACUGUGUUGAGCACGCACCCACAAGCAAUUCGUUCUGCGAGAGCCAUCAUCAGUAUCCUAGACGAAUGGUCGCAAAGGAACAUCGCGCCAGGCGGAGAACCCCAGAGCUCGUAUAUACUACUUAUCACCUUCUAUCCGUUCUGCGCCUUCUUCACGCUUUAUUACCAUAUUCUCUCGUCAGACGAUCCCAAAGAGCGCGAAGAGGACAUUUCCUCCCUGGAGAAGGUCAUAAAGCUCAUGACCCAGGCAAGCAACAUCCGACCAGACUUUGUCCCCAUCGCGAGCGCAAUGGGCGCGCUGAAUGAUGUGUCGCGGGCCGUCCACUCGGGUGAGGAACCUCCCCAAGGCCUGGCAGUUGUCGGCGCGGUCCGUCCUCGACAAAGUAUGGAGCCAAACCUCCUCGCAAGCGGUGCAAGAGAGAUAGCGAUGCAGGCUCCGUCGCAAAGGCCGCAGGAAAUCCCGACCGGUAGCGCUCCGGCCUUUCCGCCCUUCGAGUCACUCCAAAACCUCUCCAUGGACUUACCCCUGCAAACAGCGGACCAGCUUAAUGACGCUUUUGGUGUUCCUUUUCAGCUCGGAAGUCAGGUUGCGAUUGAGCGGGACCCUGCUUCGAGUGCCAGGCCCGGUACCGCUCGGAUGGUGUCACAGCCGGUGGAUUUUGUGCGGGCGAUUGAGACGGAGCUCAUUUGGAGGGAUUGGCAUGAGAGCUGGUGGAGUAUACCGGACACCUCGCAGGCUGAUCAGGCUGGCAAUAUGGGAUAA
Aspergillus mulundensis is the source of this 2001-nucleotide messenger RNA. RefSeq names its product fungal specific transcription factor domain-containing protein. Bases 1 to 2001 code for a protein of 666 amino acids. NCBI's taxonomy places the organism in Eukaryota, Fungi, Ascomycota, Eurotiomycetes, Eurotiales, Aspergillaceae. The record is from RefSeq and is a predicted model, not a curated record. Gene Ontology annotation, biological process: positive regulation of transcription by RNA polymerase II. Gene Ontology annotation, molecular function: DNA-binding transcription factor activity, RNA polymerase II-specific; sequence-specific DNA binding. The transcript is spliced from 5 exons.